UUUAACCAAACAUCUAUACUACACAUAAAUACUUCAAUCUCCCAGAUACUACACCAUCUACUCACGCUCAGCAUCACACAACCACCAAAUACCCAUCCUCCACAACAACCCACCACACCAACCAACCCCCCAAUCCUCCCAGAACAAUGCCCACCUACACCCCCCAACCCCUCUACGGAGGCGCCAUCCAAGGCAUCAUCCCCGAAGGCUGGAUCGACGCGAGCACCCUCCGCGAAAUCCCCGACCACCAAGAACUCUACCUCUCCCCGACCACGCUCUCCUCCCUCAUCAUCGAGCUCAACCAACCCGUCCCCAACCCCGUCGCCCAAGCCACCCUGCACGCCCACCCGCGCCUCCUUUCCGGUACCAGCCCCCAACCCGGCCACGCCCCCGACCAAGAAGCCCUCAACCGCGCCGCCGCCCUCCACCACCUCCUCGACAUCUGCGAUCCCGCCGACACGCUGGCCAUCCUCCAGCCUCCCGCCCGGGUGGCACUCCCCCGGUUUGCCGGGGAGGUGGCUGCUUAUGCGGGGCGGGUGGGGUUUUCUUCCCCUCUGGGCGGCGGGAGGGCUUCACUGCAACAACAACAACAACGACGCCCACAACAGCAGAGGGUGGUGGCGGGAGCACCAGAAGCAGGGGCUGGGGCUGGGUCGAGUGAGGACCAGGCAGGCACAGGCACGACGACAACGCAGUGCUGGUUUUUGUUGGUGCGGCUGGUGGAGCAGGAGACGGAUCUGUUGGUGUUGGUCAAUGUUCCCGAGAAGGAGUUUGUGGAGAGGGGGGAUGCCGCGGGGUUGAGGAGGGAAAUUGAGGUGGGCGAGGGGGUCGUGGCCGAGUUGGUGCGCGGGUUGGAGGUGGUGGAGUGGGGGCUUUUUGCUUGAUUUAUCUCCCCUCCUCAUCUUUUUAUCUUAAGAUGAAGGGGAAAGGGGAAGGUCGAGGGUGAAGUGGAUGGGGAUGGGAUUUGGAUCUUGGAUCUUAUGGUGAUCGGGAUGAGGGUGGAAUGUACUGGAUGCGGGGAAUGACAGGACUGAAGGAUAAGGAAAGAAGGAAGCAUCAUUGUUUAUGCAUACAAAUAGUUUAGCGGCGCGAUUGUCGCGUGUAUAGAUAGAUAGAUAGAUAGAUACCUAGGUUAGUUAUGAAUUGAGUCAAUCCGAC
This is a messenger RNA of Aspergillus japonicus CBS 114.51, 1158 nucleotides long. It is a transcript of the gene mog1, whose product is annotated as Ran GTPase-binding protein MOG1. Gene Ontology annotation, cellular component: nucleus. Gene Ontology annotation, molecular function: guanyl-nucleotide exchange factor activity; small GTPase binding. The transcript is spliced from 2 exons. Gene Ontology annotation, biological process: protein import into nucleus. NCBI's taxonomy places the organism in Eukaryota, Fungi, Ascomycota, Eurotiomycetes, Eurotiales, Aspergillaceae. The coding region runs from base 147 to 884 and encodes 245 amino acids. The record is from RefSeq and is a predicted model, not a curated record.